Gastrolobium bilobum is the source of this 3154-nucleotide messenger RNA. Its product is annotated as protein DETOXIFICATION 19-like. Gene Ontology annotation, cellular component: membrane. Gene Ontology annotation, molecular function: antiporter activity; xenobiotic transmembrane transporter activity. The record is from RefSeq and is a predicted model, not a curated record. Bases 52 to 1545 code for a protein of 497 amino acids. NCBI's taxonomy places the organism in Eukaryota, Viridiplantae, Streptophyta, Magnoliopsida, Fabales, Fabaceae. Gene Ontology annotation, biological process: xenobiotic detoxification by transmembrane export across the plasma membrane. The transcript is spliced from 7 exons.
UUAUAUGAAUAUUGUUGAGCAGAGGAAAGAGAAGCAAACAAAAGAUAGAAUAUGUCGACAAGUAGGAGGAGUUCAGAUGAGAAAGUAACAACAAAGUUCACACCUCUAUUAGAUGUAACUCACCAUGAAGAGGGACAAGAAGGAGAAAAAACAAGACCCCAAGUUGAGGGAUGGUGGAACAAAGUCCUGGACUUGGAGGAGGCCAAGCAUCAACUCUUGUUUUCACUUCCAAUGAUUCUUACCAACUUAUUCUAUUACUUGAUCACUUUGGUUUCUGUAAUGCUCGCUGGCCACCUUGGCGAGCUUCAGCUUGCUGGUGCUACUUUGGCUAACUCAUGGUUCAGUGUCACUGGCAUAGCUGUCAUGGUUGGUUUAAGUGGGGCACUGGAAACACUUUGUGGACAAGGAUUCGGUGCAAAAGAGUACCGGGUGUUGGGAAUUUAUCUGCAAGCAUCUUGCAUCAUAUCUCUUAUCUUCUCUAUCAUUAUAUCCAUUAUUUGGUUCUAUACAGAACACAUCCUAGUGUUGCUUCAUCAAUCUCAUGACAUUGCCAAAACUGCUGCCCUUUAUACCAAGUUUCUAGUCCCCGGAAUAUUUGCAUAUGGCAUCUUGCAAAAUAUCUUGAGGUUUCUUCAAACACAAUCUGUUGUAACUCCAUUGGUGGUCUUCUCAGCUAUUCCACUUUUGGUUCAUAUUCUUAUUGCAUAUGCCUUGAUUCACUGGACAGAUCUCAGCUUUAAAGGUGCUCCAAUUGCAGCUUCUAUUUCAUUAUGGAUAUCCAUACCAUUGUUGGCCUAUUAUGUUAUGUAUGCAAAGAAGUUCAAGCAGACAUGGGAAGGAUUUUCAAUGCAUUCAUUCCAUUACAUAUUCACAAACUUGAAACUAGCUUUGCCCUCUGCAGCAAUGGUAUGUUUGGAAUAUUGGGCUUUCGAGAUUAUGGUUUUCUUAGCUGGAAUUUUGCCUAACCCAGAAAUAACUACUUCCUUGAUUGCAAUAUGUGCAAACACAGAACUAAUUGCAUACCUGAUAACUUAUGGUCUUAGUGCGGCUGCAAGCACAAGGGUUUCCAAUGAAUUGGGAGCAGGUCACCCGGAUCGAGCUAAGAAUGCAAUGAGUGUCACUCUCAAGCUCUCUCUCCUCCUUGGUUUGUGUUUUGUUUUGGCACUUGCAUUUGGUCAUAAUAUCUGGAUUCAGCUGUUUACUAGUAGUUCUGCUAUCAAAGAGGAGUUUGCUUCAGUGGCACCCUUUCUUGCAAUUUCCAUACUACUAGAUUCUGUUCAAGGUGUCUUGUCAGGGGUGGCCAGAGGAUGUGGUUGGCAGCACUUGGCUGCUUUUGUCAACCUUGCAGCUUUUUAUCUUAUUGGUUUACCAAUAUCAUGUCUCCUUGCAUUUAAGACCAAUUUGCUGUAUAAGGGUUUGUGGAUUGGUCUGAUUUGUGGACUGGUGUGUCAAACUGGGGCUCUCUUACUUUUGACAAGGCGUGCCAAAUGGACUAAAGUGAAUCUCUCCAGGGAUAAAGAUGAAGUCCAACCACUUCUUAUUUAACUGAUUGCCUGCUAAACUGGGUCAAUAAAAGUAGUACAUGGAGUAUACUGCAUUUCCAUAUGGAAAAUUGAUCAAAACAUGUCAUGAAAUUUCUAAAAUAUUGGUGCUUAUAUUCAUUAUAAUAAGGGAAAAGAUAUUUGUAGAAACUAUAUGAGAUAUAUGUAUAAUUUGAACAGGAUAAGUUAGUAGGAUCAUGGUAUUAUUUAAUGGCUUGCAUUAGAAUAUGCGAGAAGAGUGAAAGUUUAUAAUUAUAGGAAAAAUGUUUCCUCUAUAUUAAUAUCCUGCUCCUGAUCUAUCUUUAGUUAAAUGAGUUGGAGGAUUUGGAGAGUAGGGGUGAUAUUGAGUUGAGAUAACCAUGUAACUCCACUUGGUCGAAGGAAGAAUAUCACGUGUGAUAUUGUUCAUGAAAUUAUCAACAAUGUAAACUAUUGGAUUUUACAAAGGGUAGCUUAUAACUUAUUUUAUUAUUUUUGGAUCAAACAAUAAUGAAAAUAGUUGUAAGAAAAAAAGCGAUGGUAAGUAUAACAUUGCUCUUUAUUAAUAAUUCAAGUAAUAUGAUAGAGCUAGGUGCAUGACUACAUUGAUCUAAAAAGGGAACUAAAGAAAGAAUCAAAAUCUUGUUUGUCCAAUGAAAAAUGCAAAUAAUAUCAAUGAACAAGAGGAGCAAGAGAAAACAGAAUGGUUUCAACGUUAGUAAUACUCAAACUGUUAAAGGUGUGAGGUCACACAGGACCAUGAAGCAAAGAACGGUGUGAAUCCUAUUAAUAAAGUAGAGCAAUAUUUAGAAAGAACAAUAAAACCACAAAUUCAUCUUUCAAUUUUUAAUCCAAAAAUAGACACUUCCAUUAGCGUGAUUGAUGACUAUAUAAGGUUCUAAUAAUGAAAAGCCAAGCACACCACACAUAUUAUGGUUGUUUCCAUUGGUGUAAUUAAGAAGCAAACCUUGACAUAAUGAAAAUGUCUUCUAACAAAGUUGCAUCAAUCCUCUUUGUUGUUGUGAUAGUCACCUUAAGAUACCCUCAGGUUGGACACGCUUUUAAAGAGGCAGCACAAGCUGAAGUAUACAUUCAAGCCACCACAUUUGCUCAGGCUGAACACGCACAACUGCAUGGAGAACCCCUGAAUGAUGGAUCAUCUAGACAUUGUUAUGGAAAGUGCACUGCAGGAUGUGUCAACCCUUUUCCCACUAACCCGGAACUCAAGGGCCUCUGUGCCAAGAGGUGCAAAGCUCAGUGCCAAAUUUGAAAGGCAUCAAGGGUAAUAUGAUAUAGAUUUUUUUAGUUGGGUGCAUUGUUUGUCCUCUAAGAGGAUAUAAGAUUUUCUCCUAUCACCUCCUUAUAACUAUGUAUUCUAGGGAAUACAAAGUUAUAAUAUUAAAGUUUUUUUUUUUCUCUUCAUAAACUUUUUAUAAAUUUGCUGGCUGAUGUGAAGAGAAUUUUUUUUUGUAAUAUUAUAAUUAUGUACUUUCUGAAGUACAUAGUUAUAAGGGGUAACAGGACAAAAUCUUAUAUACUAUGACAGGACAUCUAAUGAACCCUUUUUAGUUUUAACCUUGUUAUUUUUCUUUCUUGAGAAUAUUAGUUGAUAAUAUUAUAUAUGUAUUAGUUUG